Messenger RNA from Dioscorea cayenensis subsp. rotundata (Guinea yam), 2080 nucleotides. Its product is annotated as putative 4-coumarate--CoA ligase-like 8. The transcript is spliced from 6 exons. Lineage: Eukaryota; Viridiplantae; Streptophyta; Magnoliopsida; Dioscoreales; Dioscoreaceae. Gene Ontology annotation, molecular function: CoA-ligase activity. Gene Ontology annotation, cellular component: peroxisome. Bases 217 to 1845 code for a protein of 542 amino acids. The record is from RefSeq and is a predicted model, not a curated record.
UGCACCCUUCCCAUUUAAACCCUCUCUGCAACAUGCACUGCAACACCAUCAUCUCGCCACCCUUCUCUCUUUCCUUCCUACUCUCUCCCUUUUCUAAACCAAAAAUCAAACUCACAAAAGCCAAGAACUACAACACUACUUACACUAACACUUUGAAGCUCAAAUAUAUAUAUAUAUAUAUAUAUAUAGUGGUGUACACUAGUUACUACUCCCACAAUGUCCUUUGAUGGUGAUUACUUUUUCUCCUCUUCCACAGGUAUUUAUCAAAGCAAAUGGCAUUCAUCUCCUCUUCUUCCUCUCUCCCCUUCACUUUCCCUCCCUUCCUAUCUCUUCAACCUCCCCAUCCCUUCAAUUUCCUCUCCCUCCUUCAUCGACUCCGUCUCCGGCUUCUCCCUUUCCUUUUCCGAUCUUCGCUCUCUCGCCUUAUCCGCAUCUCUUUCCCUCCACUCUCUCGGCAUUUCCAAUGGCGAUGUUGUUCUUCUUGUGUCCCCUAAUUCCAUCUAUUUUCCGGUUAUCGUCUUAGCUAUCAUGUCUUUAGGCGCCGUCUUCACCACCGCCAAUUUCCUUCUAACUCGACAAGAGCUCGAAUCUCAAAUACGAGACUCAAACGUAUCCCUAAUUCUCACAACCUCCGAUCUCAGCCACAAGCUUGACAACCUCAUCUCCAAACCCCUAGUCCUAAUCCAAGACUUCAUCUCCAAUCUCAAACCAACACCCAACAACAUUACAAUCCUCGCAAACACAUCGAUAAAAACCACCGACACCGCCGCUCUAAUGUACUCAUCCGGCACCACCGGCAAAAGCAAAGCUGUCAUCUGUUCCCACGGCAACCUCAUCGCCAUGAGCUGCAUUCUCCGGGAUGUUUGGGGAGGCUUCGGCCGCAACGAGACGUAUCUUUGCACAAUCCCUAUGUUUCAUAUGUUCGGCUUCUCGGUCUUUGUCUGUGGGGCUUUGGCGAUGAUGACGCCGGUGGUGGUGAUGAGGAGGUAUGUGAUUGAAGACAUGCUGACAGCGAUGAAGAGGCAUAGAGUGACUAAGCUUUUGGCGGUGCCGCCGAUGAUUAUACAAAUGGUGAGGGUGGCCGGAAAGGGGAGGAGGUGGGAGCUCAGUUGUUUGAAGGAGGUGGUGUGCUCCGGCGCGCCGCUGCCGAGGGAGUACAUGGAGAUGUUCGUUGAGUGCUACCCGGGAGUCACGUUGUCUCAGUGCUAUGGAUUAACAGAGACAAGUGGACCAAUAACAUUAUGUGAUGGAGUUAAAGGGAGGUUUCAUGUGUCAAUUGGAAGACUAAUCCCCACAAUGGAAGCAAAGAUAAGAGACGUACACACUAACAAAGCUCUCCCCUUUAACAAGUAUGGUGAACUCUUGGUUAGAGGACCUCCUCUUAUGCAAGGAUAUUUGAAUAAUGAAGAAGCUACAUCAAUGGCCAUUGAUGAUGAAGGAUGGUUACACACCGGUGAUUUAUGCUACAUUGAUAGGCGUGGACUCAUUUACGUUGUUGAUAGGAUCAAAGAGCUCAUAAAAUACAAAGCAUACCAGGUUGCUCCAGCAGAGCUUGAAGAGAUUCUCCAAACACAUCCUGAAGUUCAUGAUGUUGCAGUCAUACCGUAUCCAGAUGAUGAAGCAGGAGAGAUACCAAUGGCAUGUGUUGUGAGGAAACCAGGGAGCUCUUUCAAAGAAGAUGAACUCAUCUCUUUCACUGAAAAGAAGGUGGCUCCAUAUAAGAAGAUCAGAAAAGUGAUUUUUGUGGAUGUGAUUCCAAGAUCACCAUCAGGGAAAAUCCUAAGAAGGUUGAUCAAGGCCAAGGUUGUGCAACAACAAGGGACAGAGAUUUCUGCAAGGCUAUAAACAUCUCAAUUUAAAAAACCAUUCAUUAUUGCCAUCUCCAUUGAUUGAUUUUUAAAACAUUGAUUCCUAAUUUUGUUUUAUCUCUUUAAUAAGAAAGAGGAAAGUAAUUGUAAUUUUUAAGUUUAUUUUUCAUUCUAUGAUUUUAUCUGCUUGCUCUCCAUUUGUAUCACAGACAAUGUGUUUAUAUUUUAUAUCAAGUGAACUUUGAUUGUUUGAUGAACUUGAAUUCAUUCAA